UGUCGAGAGACGACUUGUACAAAGAAAGAUGCCCCGCUGCGACGCGGUGUUAGAUUACGCCAGCUCCGCCGCUCCGCCGCUAUCCACCGCAUGACGUUGACGGCACGAGCUCGACAUUUGGUCCCAGCACCAUUGCGAACUUGAUGCCGGCACACGACACUCGUCACGUUCACUCCCCCAUGCACGCUCACCCACCCAUGCACAUGCACAUGCACAUGCACUCCCUGUAGCCAUCAUCACCACCAUGUCCAAGCCAAGACCGGGGAACCUGCAUACCUCCCGCUCCUUUACCCGCCUCGACUCGACCCCCAAGACCUCCCUGGCCCCACGGAACAGAGCCAACACGCUGCAGGGCCCCAAUGCACCCAACAUGCUGGACCCUCUCAAGACGGAUGUCGUGCAUGAGGAGGAUGAGAGUGUAGAUGUCUUCUCCAAGAAGGAGGACGAGGAGCAGCAGCCUGCAGUGCCCGAUGCUUUCGAGGAGCUGCCCAUUGAGAUUCGAAGCUUGACAGAGAGAUUCCUCGAAUCUCUCUCCGCCAAAGUCCAUCCCAGCCCGCUCUCCGCCGAUGCCCUCUCCGAUCUCUUCCAAGACUUCUACAUCCGCGCCUCGUCCAAGAUCAACACGCACAUAGCCACCCUGUCCGCGCGACUGACCAGCGAGGCCUUCGUUUCCAACAAGGGAUCCGCCCCCUCGAGCAAACCGGGCUCCAUACGCGCGGGCGUCGAUCAUUCAGCAGAACAGCAGAUGCUCAGUGCGACCGAAAUGUCGGAUCGCAAGAAGGCGAGAAAGUCACUGGAAGCGAAGCGGUUCGCACUGGAGGAAGCAGUGGAAAGAGCGGUAUGUGAGAAGGUCUACCAGAGGAUAUGGCGCCAUCGCAGCACCGACGACGAAGAGAGGGACCACAAGCUCAGAUCACGGACGGCAGCCUUGUCGCUUGUUGGCAUAGGCCUCAAAGAGCUCUUGAUGACUGGGGAGGAGUUGACGGAGGAGGAGCGUCGCAAGGCAAAGGAGAAGGAGCCUGAGAUACGAGAGUGGCUGUCCACUGCUCGCCAGGAUAUUCUGAAAAUGAACGACGAGAAACACCCCCUUGGAAAGGUCCAGCACCUCACCGCCGCACACAAGUCCAUCGUCGAGGCCCUGUCCAAGAUCUUCCCCGCCACUUCCUCAGCAGACGAAAUUCUGCCCACUUUGAUCUACGCCCUCAUCACGAUGCCUCCUAUAUACCUGAACGUUAUCAGCGAUCUGCAGUUUAUCCAGAGGUUCCGUGGCUCAAGUCGGAUGGACGGAGAGACUGCCUAUUGUCUAGUCAACCUCGAAGCAGCCAUCUCGUUCUUGGAGACGGUCGACCUCUCAUCACUCCGAGCUGAAGAGCCGACUACACGUGAUAGGUCAAACUCACGGCCAUCGACGCCCAAAACAGAAAUCACCCCUAUGGCGUUGGGUCUGGCACAGGCACCAGAUUUGGUCCAGAUACCAGCCACCCCAACCUCACCAACUGUCGCGAGAGAGCCGUCGAGUCCUACCACUACCAAAGCUCAGCGCCGCUUGAGUAACCUCAUCCAAACACAUACAAACAGAAUCGAAGCGGCAUCUGAUGCUGUCCGCGACUCCAUACUCGAUUCAGCCGAUCAAGCACUGGGCAGGAUCAAUACCACACUGGAUACCAGCUUCAAAUUCUUCUUUGGGGGACCGCGCGAAAGAAAUCCCAACGGACCCAUACCAGAACGGCCCGAGUUGCCAAAAACACUCGAGGACGCCAUGAAGCUGGUCGGCUCUCCCACCCGCUUAACCCACGAUGACGACAUGCUCAGCAUCAGCGCUGCAAGCUCAGUACAAGGUGAUGACCGACCGGAGAUGCCUGGCAACAAAGAUCUCGGGGCGAAGAUGACGGACCUUUUCGCUGGUAGGAGACAGAUACGUGACCGAAGUGUGGAUUCGACACGCUCCGGGACAAGCAACGCCGGGAGUGGGAGACGCGUUACCCUUCCACCUACCACAGUCGAAGAGAAAGCCCCAUCACCAGUCCCUACCAAAUUCGAGCCUCCAGCGCCUAGUCCGUCGGCGCUCGACUCUGUCCGCAACAUGGGCAACAGCCUCAACCCCCUGAACCGAUUUGCGAGCAUCAACGUUCUUCCACGUUUCGGACGCGCAUUGAGUAGCACCAGCACGCCUGUUCUCCCAUCACCUACUGUCGAGAGCAAAGCAUCAUUCUUUCCAGAACCACUGAGUCGGACAGGGACGGGCGACGUGACGGCAGUAGAUGACAAGGGAGCGAAAGCACUGGCUGCGCUAGAGCAGUUGAAGAAGACGACGCCACCUAUGAAAAAGUUUAUGGAUACAAAGGACGCGCAGGAGUUGAAGUUGAAGGAGGUUGAUGAGCUGCUGAAGGAUUAUCAGAGGCUGGCUGUGGCGAUGAGAGGCGCUAUUAACCACUGAAUUUGGAUUGUUUGCUUGUUUGAUUACAUAGAAGGCGUGAUUGGGACGGGAUCUGGAUAGAUGGUUGUGGGCUUGUUGGGUAUUUGCAUGCGUCUUGGGCAUUAAAUAGACGGAGCGUUGAUAUAUAUAUAUUAGAUGUUGAGUGAGUCUGGU
Dothidotthia symphoricarpi CBS 119687 is the source of this 2590-nucleotide messenger RNA. RefSeq lists its product as uncharacterized. The record is from RefSeq and is a predicted model, not a curated record. Gene Ontology annotation, biological process: vesicle-mediated transport. Gene Ontology annotation, cellular component: endocytic vesicle; cytosol. The transcript is spliced from 2 exons. Lineage: Eukaryota; Fungi; Ascomycota; Dothideomycetes; Pleosporales; Dothidotthiaceae. The coding region runs from base 245 to 2437 and encodes 730 amino acids. Gene Ontology annotation, molecular function: small GTPase binding; guanyl-nucleotide exchange factor activity.